AGGAAAGGGACCAAAUACAGAAGCCCCAGGGUUUCUAUUUUUUCUACUCUCACCCUCUUUUCAUUUCACUGAUUUCAUUUAAUUUGUACCCCUUUUAUUAUCCAAAAGUAGUUCAGCUGGUAACCAAGAGUGGAAUAACACCUUUGAGAGAGAAACUUUGUUCUGGCAAAUUGAACAAAGAUAGAAAAGAAAGAAGAAUAAUGGGAAGGGGAAGAGUAGAACUGAAGAGAAUAGAGAACAAAAUAAACAGGCAAGUCACUUUUGCAAAGAGAAGAAAUGGGCUACUCAAGAAAGCCUAUGAGCUUUCUGUUCUCUGUGAUGCUGAGGUUGCUCUCAUCAUCUUCUCUAAUCGCGGUAAACUCUAUGAGUUUUGCAGCACUUCAAGCAUGGUGAAGACAAUUGAAAAGUAUCAACGUUGCAGCUAUGCUACUUUGGAAGCAAACCAAACAGCUAGUGAUACUCAGAACAACUACCACGAGUAUUUGAGGCUAAAAGCUAGAGUUGAGCUCCUUCAACGAUCUCAGAGACACCUGCUUGGGGAAGAUUUGGGGACUUUAAGCACGAAAGACCUCGAGCGGCUUGAGAAUCAAUUAGAGGCAUCGUUAAAGCAAAUCAGGUCAAGGAAGACACAAUUCAUGCUGGAUCAGCUUGCAGAUCUUCAACAAAGGGAGCAAGCACUGGCAGAAUCUAAUAAACUACUCCGCAGAAAGCUAGAAGAAAGUGCAGCUGAAUUUCCAUUUCGAUUGUGUUGGGAAGAUGGAGCUAAUCAAGCCAUGCAACAAAGUCGUCUCCCUCACUCAGAGGGUUUCUUUCAGCCUCUUGGAUUGAAUUCAUCUUCUCCACAUUUUGGGUACAAUCCUGUUAAUACGGAUGAGGGCAAUGCAGCAGCAUCUGCUCACAAUAUGAAUGGAUUUAUUCAUGGGUGGAUGCUUUAAUCUGAUAAUCGAACCAGCUGGUCCAUCUUCGGUUCAACCAAUAUACAGUAAUAAUGUAUUGCAUUAUCCUAUUUGUUUUAUUUCAAGUUGUACUUAGAAACUCUCUUGAGAAUUAUCGCAGCGAUCGAUCAAGGACAAUAUAUGUAAUGUAUGCAUAAGUUGCUACUAUAACUUUUGAACUGUCCUGACUAUGCAUUUCUGCCUGUAUCCUACCAUGUAAAUUAAAUGGAAUUGUUUUAAUUUUUGUCUCUUUAAA
Molecule: messenger RNA, 1191 nt
Organism: Lycium barbarum (goji berry)
Lineage: Eukaryota; Viridiplantae; Streptophyta; Magnoliopsida; Solanales; Solanaceae
Product: MADS-box protein EJ2
Exons: 8
Coding region: 201-935 (244 amino acids)
Biological process (GO): positive regulation of transcription by RNA polymerase II
Cellular component (GO): nucleus
Molecular function (GO): protein dimerization activity; DNA-binding transcription factor activity, RNA polymerase II-specific; RNA polymerase II cis-regulatory region sequence-specific DNA binding
Source: RefSeq, a predicted model, not a curated record